This is a messenger RNA of Amphimedon queenslandica, 1397 nucleotides long. Its product is annotated as protein ABHD4-like. The coding region runs from base 17 to 1246 and encodes 409 amino acids. The record is from RefSeq and is a predicted model, not a curated record. Gene Ontology annotation, biological process: phosphatidic acid biosynthetic process; lipid homeostasis. NCBI's taxonomy places the organism in Eukaryota, Metazoa, Porifera, Demospongiae, Haplosclerida, Niphatidae. The transcript has 6 exons. Gene Ontology annotation, cellular component: mitochondrion. Gene Ontology annotation, molecular function: lysophosphatidic acid acyltransferase activity; carboxylic ester hydrolase activity.
UGUAAUGGUCAUGUGAAUGUCAUUCCUAUUGAUGUCAGGCUGGACUCCUCCUUUAAAAAGAGCAGCAGCAGUAGUUCAGCAGUCUAAUAUUGUAUUGGUAUUAUCAAGAAGGAUAUUCAGAAUGGCUAGCGGAGAAGAGAACACAGCAGAAGGAAUUCUAAGUCAAUUCUCGACUGACAUAGAAGCUCAAAGGCAUAGCUCUUUCAGCUGGCUGCCAUCGUGGAAACCAACUUCAAGAGAAUUACUGGAAGAAGCAGAAAGAGAAGUCCUACAGAACAUAACUCGAGGCUUUGAUAACCUUUAUGUCCCGAUCGGUGGAGAUUCAUUCAUUCGAACCAUCACCCUGUCACCAGAGACACAGUCCCCUCCUCCCUCCCCUCCUCUUGUCAUGGUCCACGGGUUCGGGGCAGGCCUCUGUUGCUUUUUCCGUAACUUUGAAGGACUUGCCAAGAAAAGGCGGGUUUUUGCAUUCGAUGUCCUCGGAUUUGGUCGUAGCUCUCGCUCGGAUUUUAGUACAGACACUGAAAGAGUAGAAGAAGAGUUUGUGAGUUCAAUAGAGAAUUGGAGGGCAGCCAUGGGCCUUGAUAAGAUGAUACUCUUGGGACACAGCCUUGGAGCCUUCAUGUCCACAUCAUACGCAAUGAAAUAUCCUAAUCGAGUUCAGCAUUUGAUUCUGGUUGAGCCUUGGGGCUUUAACAGGAAGCCAGAAGUGAUCGAUUCUGAAUUUGCACAAAGUAGAAAGUACAAGAUAGCACAGUCUUUCACCGGUCGCUUUAACAUGUUCACACCAGUCAGAGUAGCUGGACCUUUAGGUCCUUAUCUUGUUACGAGGUUUCGUCCUGAUCUUGAAGAGAAGUUUGGUCCCCAGUUCAUGAAAUAUGUCUAUCACUGUAACGCCCAGAAGCCUACCGGUGAAACGGGUUUCUUCUAUCUCCAAGUACCCAUAGCCUGGGCCCGUAGACCAAUGCUGGAGAGAUUCGAUGCUCUGAAUCCCAAUAUACCAAUCUCUCUCCUUUACGGGACUCGGUCGUGGUUCGAUAACGAAACUGGUAGGAAGGUUUUUGAUGCUCGACCAGGCUCUUACGUCGAUGUGCAUUAUGUGAAGGGGGCUGGGCAUCAUAUUCAUGCAGAUAUGCCUGAUGUGUUUAACGAGAUAGUAGAGUAUGUAUGUGAACUGACUGUCGAUGGAAGAGACAAAGUAGUGAACGGCGAAAACAGAGAAGAUGUUGCUUUUCAUACUCACUAGAGACAAUAAUUUCUUGUUAUCAUCAAUAUUUUAAAAAGUUCUAUCUCAUCAUUAUUAUUUAAUCUCUCUACAUUAUUAUUAUUAUUUAAUCUCUCUAUAGCAUCGUUGUAUUUGUAUAAUUGUAAAUGUUUAUUUAUGAUUAAUUAUCUUA